GGCUCGUUUCCGGGCUAGGAGAGGAUUGACCCCGCCGAGUCCCCGUUCUUCCCUGCUGCACUCUCGCAGGUCUCGGACCGUGGGGGAAAGAUGUCGCGGGGUUCUAUAGAGAUCCCUCUCCGGGACACGGAUGAGGUCAUUGAACUUGACUUUGAUCAGUUACCGGAGGGGGAUGAAGUUAUCAGUAUCCUGAAGCAGGAACACACCCAGCUGCACAUAUGGAUCGCUCUAGGGUUGGAGUAUUACAAGCAGGUCAAGACGGAAGACUUUGUGAAGCUGCUGGAAGCGGCUCGUAUCGAUGGCAACCUAGACUACCGGGACCACGAAAAAGACCAGAUGACUUGCUUGGACACCUUGGCCGCUUAUUAUGUGCAGCAGGCGCGCAAGGAGAAGAACAAGGACAACAAGAAGGAGCUGAUCACCCAGGCCACCCUCCUCUACACUAUGGCCGAUAAGAUCAUCAUGUACGACCAGAACCACCUGUUGGGAAGAGCCUGCUUCUGCCUGCUGGAGGGAGACAAGAUGGACCAGGCCGAUGCCCAGUUUCAUUUCGUGUUGAACCAGUCCCCUAACAAUAUCCCAGCUCUGCUCGGCAAAGCCUGCAUUUCAUUCAACAAGAAGGAUUACAGGGGAGCCCUCGCCUACUAUAAGAAAGCCCUUAGGACCAACCCGGGUUGCCCUGCGGGCGUCCGGCUUGGCAUGGGCCAUUGCUUUGUGAAGCUCAACAAACUGGAUAAAGCUCGCCUGGCGUUCGGACGGGCGCUGGAUCUGAACCCAACGUGUGUCGGCGCAUUGGUCGGGUUGGCCGUGCUGGAACUCAACAACAAAGAGGCCGAUUCCAUCAAAAACGGAGUCCAGUUGCUCUCCAAGGCUUACACCAUCGAUCCCAGCAACCCUAUGGUCCUCAACCAUUUGGCCAACCACUUUUUCUUCAAGAAGGAUUACAGCAAAGUGCAGCACUUGGCUCUUCACGCGUUUCACAAUACAGAGGUAGAAGCCAUGCAGGCAGAGAGCUGCUACCAGCUGGCCCGGUCGUUUCAUGUGCAGGAGGAUUACGACCAGGCCUUCCAGUAUUAUUACCAGGCCACGCAGUUCGCAGCGGCCUCCUUCGUGCUGCCUUUCUUCGGUUUGGGGCAAAUGUACAUUUACAGAGGGGACAAGGAGAACGCCUCCCAGUGCUUCGAGAAGGUGCUCAAGGCCUACCCCAACAACUACGAGACCAUGAAAAUCCUUGGUUCGCUCUACGCGGCCUCUGACGACCAAGAGAAGCGGGACAUUGCCAAGAGCCACCUGAAGAAGGUUACAGAGCAGUACCCUGAUGAUGUAGAAGCCUGGAUUGAAUUGGCUCAGAUCUUGGAACAGACGGACAUUCAGAACGCCCUGUCGGCCUAUGGAACCGCCACGCGGAUCUUGCAGGAGAAAGUCCAAGCAGACGUUCCGCCGGAGAUCCUUAAUAACGUGGGUGCCCUACACUUCCGACUGGGAAACCUGGGAGAGGCAAAGAAAUACUUUCUGGCUUCGCUGGACCGGGCUAAGGCCGAAGCCGAACACGACGAACAUUACUACAACGCCAUCUCCGUCACCACCACCUAUAACCUCGCCAGGCUGUACGAGGGUCUCUGUGAGUUUCACGAGUCGGAGAAGUUGUACAAGAACAUUCUGCGAGAGCAUCCCAACUAUGUGGAUUGUUACUUGCGCCUUGGAGCCAUGGCCAGAGACAAAGGGAAUUUCUAUGAGGCUUCUGAUUGGUUUAAAGAAGCCCUGCAGAUUAAUCAAGAUCAUCCAGAUGCCUGGUCCCUGAUUGGGAACCUUCAUUUGGCGAAGCAGGAAUGGGGCCCCGGGCAGAAGAAGUUUGAGAGAAUUCUGAAACAGCCAUCGACUCAGAACGACACCUACUCCAUGUUGGCUCUGGGCAACGUGUGGCUGCAGACGCUACACCAGCCCACGCGAGACCGCGAGAAGGAAAAACGCCAUCAGGACAGAGCGCUCGCUAUUUAUAAACAAGUGCUGAGAAACGACUCCAAGAACCUGUACGCGGCCAACGGCAUCGGGGCUGUGCUGGCACACAAAGGGUACGUCCGAGAGGCGCGGGAUGUGUUUGCCCAAGUCAGAGAAGCCACGGCCGACAUCAGUGACGUUUGGUUGAACCUGGCGCAUAUCUACGUGGAGCAGAAACAGUACAUCAGUGCCGUGCAAAUGUAUGAGAAUUGCCUGCGGAAGUUCUACAAACACCAGAACACAGAGGUGCUGCUGUACUUGGCUCGGGCUCUGUUUAAAUGUGGGAAACUGCAGGAGUGCAAACAGAUUCUGCUCAAGGCUCGGCAUGUGGCCCCUAAUGACACCGUCCUGAUGUUCAACGUUGCCCUGGUGCUACAGAGACUGGCAACUUUAGUGUUAAAGGACGAGAAGAGCAACCUGAAGGCGGUACUGAAUGCUGUGAAGGAGCUGGAGCUGGCGCACAGAUAUUUCAACUACCUGAGCAAAGUCGGGGACAAGAUGAGGUUCGAUUUGGCCCUUGCAGCGUCCGAAGCCCGGCAGUGCUCUGAUUUGCUGAGCCAGGCCCAAUACCACGUGGCGCGGGCGCGCAAGCAGGACGAGGAGGAGAAAGAGCUCCGUGCCAAGCAAGAGCAAGAGAAGGAAAUCCUACGGCAGAAGCUCAUCAAGGAACAGGAAGAGAAGCGCUUGAAGGAGAUCGAGGAGCAGAAGAAGCUGCUGGAGCAGAGAGCUCAGUACGUGGAGAAGACCAGGAACUUGCUGAACUUCACCGGAGAGAUGGAAACUCCCAAGGAGAAGAAACAGCGGGGAGGCGGGGGCGGCGGAAGGAGAUCCAAAAAGAACGGGGAGUUCGAUGAGUUUGUAAAUGACGACUCUGACGAGGAUCUGGCUCCCCGGAAGAAGAAGAGAAAGAAGGGCGGCGGCAGCAGCGGCUCCGGCGGGGAACAAGGGGAAGGCGGAGAGGAGGGAGAAGGCGGAGAGAAGAAGAAGAAGAAGAGGAGGAAGAGGCCCCAAAAAGGAGGCGACGGGUCCGACGAUGAUGAAGAUCAAGCUCCGCAGCCUAAGAAACGUCAGCCGAAAAAGAGAGAAAAGCCGGCCAAAUUUGAGCGCACCCCGCCUUCCAUGAAAGGGAAGAUCAAAUCGAAGGCCAUUAUAUCCUCCAGCGAGGAUGACUCCGAUGAAGAUAAACUCAAGAUCGCAGACGAAGGCCACGGGCGGGGCAGCAACAGCGACUCCGACGAGGGCCCCAGGACCCAGGCCAAGAAGCGCAUCAUGUCCGACAGCGACUCCGACAACGCUAACAAGUCGGGCAGCGGCGCCGGCAGCCCCCAGAAGUCUCCGCAGUCGGACGGCGAUUCCGAUAACAACGCCUGGGCCAGAAAAAGGAGGCGGCAGGAUUCCGGUUCUGACAACGAUUCGGCCCAAUCCAGGAGAAGCUCGGGGGGCUCCGACAACGAAUCCCGAGCCGCGUCGCGCAGCCCAGAGUCACAGAGGGGGUCGGACAGGGGGUCUCACAACGAGGGCUCGGCCAGAGCCUCCCCCAACGAAUCGGAACAAGAGGCCUCGAAUAACGAGAAGUCGGACCACGGCUCGGAUGAUAGCGAUUAAAUACGGCGCCGUGGGCGGGGCCGUGUGUACUUUACUAUGUAAAUACUUCCUUUUCCCUUUAUGUACGAGUAGAAUCGGAACAAACGUGAAGCUGCGACGCCGGGAAAGACUGUUACGCGGUUUUCUUUUCUAACCCGGGAGGAAUCAUGUGACCCUGCGGCACUGGUGGGCGGGGCUUCCUGCUCUACCCCUGGCAAUGUGAUUGGUUGAUGUUACCGGCCAUGAAAUAAAAUGCCGUCCCCCCCCCCCACCAGGCUGUGCAGGCUCACUUGCCCACCUCAGGCUGCAUUUAAUGGUCCCAUUCCCAAUGGGGGAGGGGCAAAGUGAUGAUGAUGAUGAUGAUAAAUGGAGCCUAACCAGCUUUUCAAUUGGUCUUCAUUUUUUCUUUUUUUUUAUAGUUUUUGAAUUAUUUGCCUUCUUCUGCCUCUUUGCAGCUUUCAAAUGGGGGUCACUGACCCCGGCAGCCAAAACCCAUUGCUCUGUGAGGCUACAAUUUCGUUACUGUCACUUUUUAUUAAUAACCUUUCUAUUCAGUCCCUCUUUCUAUUCAUAUUUCAGUCUCUCAUUCAAAUUAAAGCCUGGUUGCUAAGGUAAUUUGGACCCUAGCAACCAGAUAACUGCUGAAAUUCCAAACUGGAGAGCUCCCACAUAUGAAGCUUAAAUAAGUAAUAAAAAAAAAAAAA
This is a messenger RNA of Xenopus tropicalis (tropical clawed frog), 4286 nucleotides long. It is a transcript of the gene ctr9, whose product is annotated as CTR9 homolog, Paf1/RNA polymerase II complex component. The record is from RefSeq and is marked provisional. Gene Ontology annotation, cellular component: nucleus; nuclear speck. Lineage: Eukaryota; Metazoa; Chordata; Amphibia; Anura; Pipidae. Gene Ontology annotation, biological process: regulation of transcription by RNA polymerase II; stem cell population maintenance; regulation of DNA-templated transcription.